Dictyostelium discoideum AX4 is the source of this 2076-nucleotide messenger RNA. RefSeq lists its product as hypothetical. The record is from RefSeq and is a predicted model, not a curated record. The transcript is spliced from 2 exons. NCBI's taxonomy places the organism in Eukaryota, Evosea, Eumycetozoa, Dictyosteliales, Dictyosteliaceae. Gene Ontology annotation, molecular function: protein serine kinase activity; protein kinase activity; ATP binding. The coding region runs from base 1 to 2076 and encodes 691 amino acids.
AUGGGAAAGAAUAUAAUAGCUGGUAGUAUAAGUAGCUCAAUUCAUAAAAGUUAUGAAAUUGGAUCACAAAUUGGAAAUGGAAAAUUUGCACAAGUUCACUCUGGUACAAAUAAAAGUACAGGAAAGAAAUCAGCAAUUAAAAUUAUGAAAAAAUCAAUUGUUGAAGAAUCUGCAAUAAUUAAAGAAAUUGAAAUGAUGACUGAAAUUAAUCAUCAAAAUAUUAUUAAAUUACAAGAAGUUUAUGAAACUGACAAUGAAGUUUUAUUAGUUUUGGAAUUAGUAACAGGUGGUGAAUUAUUUGAUAAAAUUGUUGAAAGAGAAUUUUAUACAGAACAAGAUGCAUCAACGUUGAUUGGAACAGUUACAAAAGUGAUUCAAUAUUUACAUUCAAAAGAUAUUGUACAUUGUGAUUUAAAACCAGAGAAUUUAUUAUAUUCUGAUAAUAGUGAUCAAGCAAUUAUAAAGUUAUGUGACUUUGGAUUAUCACAACGUUGUGGAUCGGGUAGUCCAUUAAGAUCAUUGGUUGGCACAUUGACCUAUAUGGCACCAGAGAUAUCGUCAUGUACGGGCUAUGGCAAACCAGUGGACCUUUGGAGUAUUGGUGUUAUCUCUUAUAUACUUUUAUGUGGUUUUCCACCAUUUGAUGAAACCACUGGUUACGUAUUGGAAUUUCCAUCACCAGAAUGGGAUAACAUUUCAGAUUCCGCAAAAUCAUUAAUUAAAGGUUUACUAAAUAAUGAUCCAUCAAAAAGAUUUACAAUUGAUCAAACUUUAAAACAUCCUUGGAUAGCUGGUACAACUUGUGGUAAGAAUUCAAUUGUUGGUACUUUGAAAACUUUACGUGAAUUCAAUACCCUCAGAAGAACAAAUGGUGGUAAUACAACAAUGGGUCAUAAUAAACAAUCAAGAUCAACUGUUUUUGAAUUAUUUCCAUCAUUAACUCCAAUUAAAUCAAAUGAUGAAAAUAAUAAUAAUAAUAAUAAUAAUAAUAAUAAUAAUAAUAAUAAUGAAAUUUUAGAUAAAAAAUCAAAUGAAAAUGAAAAUGAAAAUGAAAAUGAUAAAAUUAAAAUUAAUUUAGAAUUAAAUUUAAAUAAUAAUGUAAAUAAUAAUAAUAAUAAUAAUAAUAAUACUGUAAUUUUAGAAAAUAAUAAUAAUAAUUUAGAAAAAAUAUCAACAACAAAAACAACAACAACAACAUCAACAAUUAAUGAUUCAAUUAAUAAAACUAAAAUUCAAUUAAUGAAUUCAUUAGAUUUUGAAAAUGAUAGUUCAUCAUCAGAAACUUAUUCAUCAUCAUCACCAAUUGAAAAUGGAGGAGGUGGUGGUGAUAAAUUUACAUCACCAGAACUUUCAUCACUUUCAAUAGAUUUAGGAUGCGCAUCAGAUCAAUUGAAUUCUGAUAAAGAAAAAAUUAUUGAACAAUUAAAAAAUGAAAAAUCUUUACUUCAAAAAGAAUUAUUAGAAAUUAAAAGACAAUCACCUGUACCUUCACCAUCUUCUUCAUUCUUAAAUAAUCAUUUACAACAACAACAUAAUAACAAUAUUAAUAAUAACAAUAAUAAUAUUAAUAACGGCGGUUCAACUAGUAUCAAUAAUGGUAAUGGUACAAUUGAAAGACAAUUUAGACCAAUUCAUAUGUCAAAAGAUAGUGAUAGUGGUUCUUAUGAAAAUUUAUUACUUGGUACAAGUCCAUUUGUUAAAAAUCAUAAUAAUAAUAAUAUUAAUAAUAAUAAUAAUAACUUUUGUCAUAGUAGAAAUAGUAGUUUUGGUUAUGGCAAUAGUUACAAUAGUAGUAAUGGCGGCAGCGGCUGUAGUAGUAGUAGCGAUGAAUCAACUGGUGGUUCAUUUAAAAAAGAUAAAUCAAAAUAUGGCGUUGAUAGAAUUUGUUUGGAUUUACAAUCUGAAUUUGAAAAAUUAUCAUUACCAAAAGAAACUAUGGAUAAAUUAGCAAGCGUAUUAUCAAAUUAUAAACAAAAAAAUCAAGAAAAAUCUCUAAAAGUUAAAUAUGAAAAACAAAAAGAUAAAUAUAAAAAAUUAAAAUCUCAAUUAAAAAAAGAUAAAUCUUUAUUAAAAUAA